Zeugodacus cucurbitae (melon fly) is the source of this 3681-nucleotide messenger RNA. RefSeq names its product probable ATP-dependent RNA helicase DHX34. The transcript has 12 exons. Gene Ontology annotation, cellular component: intracellular anatomical structure. Gene Ontology annotation, molecular function: RNA binding; ATP binding. Gene Ontology annotation, biological process: nuclear-transcribed mRNA catabolic process, nonsense-mediated decay. Bases 205 to 3648 code for a protein of 1147 amino acids. The record is from RefSeq and is a predicted model, not a curated record. Lineage: Eukaryota; Metazoa; Arthropoda; Insecta; Diptera; Tephritidae.
UGUUUACAAAUAUAAACAUUCGAAUUUUUAUACAUAUUGCUUAUUGAAAAUAAGUUAAAUAAUUUGCUAAAUAAACAAAUAUUUAUUAACGAUCAACGUUCACUAUUAUUAAUAUACGCUUCAAUCGUGUUUUCAUUACAAUUUAUUAUAAAUAAUUUGUACAAAACGGGUAAACAUUCUUCAAAGGAUUAGAACUCUAGCAGAAUGUCCAAAUCGUCGAAACAUUCGAAGAAAUCUAGCACUGCUGAUGAGGAAACUAAUUUAAUUAAUUUCUCAUUUUGCGACCACAAAUCCUCCUUCAGACAUUUGCUGCAAGGCGACGAUAAACACGCUGCUCCUAUUGUAGAGGAUGAGACCGAUUUUUGGAAAUUUGUAAAUAAAUAUGAAAGUAUGUUGCGCAGUGCGGGACAACCAAUACUCGGAAAACCCUUAUCAGAUAACGAAUUGAAUAAGUCUGAACCAUUUCACAAACUCAAAUACAUAUCACUGCAAUUGGAACGUGGUAGUGACUCCGAACAACUUCGCCGUGGAUGUCACAAUACUGAUGAACGCAUAUUUACGAAACUAAAAGCUCGACAAUUUAGAGAAAUUGUGCACAUCUAUCUCGAUUUUAAGCAAAAGGAAAGAUUUGCAAAAAUCAAAAAAUUACGCAAAUCCCAGAAAUCAUUACCAAUCGCAAAUUUCAAACAAAAAAUACGGGAGGAGCUCGAAAAAACUCGUGUACUGAUUAUAGCUGGCGACACUGGUUGUGGCAAGUCCACGCAAGUACCACAGUAUUUAUAUGAAUUUGGUUAUCGUAGCAUAGCAUGUACACAACCGCGCCGCUUGGCUUGUGUUUCACUGUCCAAAAGGGUUGCACACGAAAUGCUUGACGAUUAUGGCACCAAAGUUGGUUUUCAAAUACGAUUUGAGAAAAAUAAAACAAAAAAUACGAAUAUACUGUUCAUCACCGAAGGUCUACUAUUAAGACAAUUGGCAGUGGAUGUGAAUUUGGAGCAAUAUGAUGUGCUCAUAUUGGACGAGAUACAUGAACGUAAUCUCUUCGGUGAUUUCUUGUUGGGCGUCACUAAAUGUUUGCUGCACGCCAAACCAGAUUUAAAGCUAAUACUUAUGUCAGCCACCAUAAAUGUGGAAUUAUUUCAUAAUUACUUUCAAAAUGAGGGUGCUGCACUCAUAGAGGUGCCCGGCAGAUUAUAUCCGAUUAAAAUGAUGUUUAUGCCACCACCAAGUCUGGAACUGAAAGGUGGCGCAGGUGGUAGCAAAACUGCCAAAAGCACCAAUCGCUUGGAUCCAGCGCCGUACAUACAAGUUUUGAGUUUGAUUGAUCAAAAAUAUCCAACAACUGAACGCGGUGAUGUGCUAAUCUUUGUUAGUGGCGUAAACGAAAUCACAACUGUCUGCGAUGCAGCCAAGGAAUAUGCUGAACAAAACUCACAUUGGAUUAUUUUACCGCUGCACAGCGGGUUGGCGCUAGCCGAUCAAGACAAAGUGUUCGACUACGCACCAGAAGGCAUGCGCAAAUGCAUUGUCUCCACAAACAUUGCAGAAACGUCACUCACCGUCGAUGGAGUGCGCUUCGUUAUCGAUUCUGGCAAGGUGAAGGAAAUGAGUUAUGAUGCCACGUGCAAAGGUCAACGCUUAAAAGAGUUUUGGGUUUCAAAAUCCUCAGCAGAGCAGCGUAAGGGACGUGCUGGACGUACAGGACCAGGCACAUGCUUUCGCCUCUUCUCAGAGAAACAGUAUGCCACUUUCGAAGCUUACCCCACACCAGAAAUAUUCCGUGUGCCUUUGGAAACAAUACUCCUACAAAUGAUCGCAAUGGGCUUACCAAAUGUGCGUUCAUUCCCAUUUAUUGAAUCGCCCGAAGAAGAAUGCAUUGAGCAGGCCAUUUGGUCUCUGAAGCAACAUAAUGCGCUUGCAGUGGACGAAAAGAUCACACCGCUCGGCAAGUCACUCUCCAAUUUACCGGUAGAGAUCACAAUCGGCAAAAUGCUGCUUAUGGGUUGUGUUUUCCCUGAUGUUGAGAAGAUUUUAACGCUUGCAGCCACAAUGAGUGUACAGAAUCCCUUUACAAAUCGCGCCUAUACGGAUCGCAAGUGUGAGCAAGAACGUGAGCCCCUGCAGUCCGAUCAAGGUGAUGUGUUCACUUUGUUGCGCUCCUAUCACGAGUGGUUACAAUUGAAAUGGCAUAAUGAGAAUACGCGAAAAUGGUGUCAUAAACUUGGCAUUGAGGAGCAACGCUUCUACGAGAUCACCAAAUUGCGCAAUCAAUUCCAAAAUAUACUCGAAAGUUGUAACAUGACCUGCAAAAAUGCGGACAGCGCGCCACUGACCAGCUCGGAGCGUGCGCGGCGACACGGCGAAGUGCGCCAGCUGAAGGCGAUCAAACGCCAACAAAAAUACCAAGAGCCGCGCAAACGCAAAAUACUCAAACACAGCAGUUAUGGUGGCGGCGACGAUGAGUACGACGACACGUCGGCUGGCGAUGACAUACGUGACGUGGACUUUCGCCUGCAACACGACGCCGCCAAAUUGGAGGUGCUCUUGAACUCCGCCAAAAGCGACAAACUGCGCGAUGUGCUGCUACUCAAGCUAAUCAUAGUCAGCGGCUUCUAUCCGCAAAUUGCGAUCGCCGAUGAGUUCAACUACUGCAAGAGUGGCAGUCAGCAAUUCUUUCACACAUUUCUCAAGCCCUUCAUAUCCAUACAUCCGAACGCGUAUUUCGCCAAAUAUUUCGAUGUGCUCAAGCUAAAUGACAGCGAUAUACUGGAUAAGCCGAACUACUACACGCCGAAGCAGUUGCUCAGUACACGGCAUCAAGUGUUGUGCUAUCAGAAUUUGCUGGAGACCGCGAAACCCUAUCUGAUGAACUGCAUACGCAUGCCCGCGGCGCAGACAUUACUGUUAUUCUCCUACUCGGUGGACACAAACGCAUCCGUCACGCGCAUAGUGUGUGAUUCGUGGUUGUGCCUUGAGUUUCCCGUGCCGGAGACGGGGUGUGAGCUGCUCUGCCGCGCCAUUAAGUUGCGCCGUCUGUGGGCCAAGCUGUUGUCACAGAAACUGACUGAUUUGGUCAACAAUGUGGAGAGUCAAAGCGCCAAAAAGCAGCAGCGCGCUAAAGACGAAGAAUCCGAACUCUGGGAGUCACUCAUCGAUUUCAUUAGCGCCAAUGUGAGCUAUACGAUCAAACGUUUGCUGCCCGCCGAUUUGAAAUCGCUCUACACGCACGAGAAACUUAGCAAUUUCGAGGCAUUCAACGUCAAUCCGUUUGCUGCCGACUUUCCCAUAAGCCAUAACGAAGAGAAGGGCGGCAUAAAUGUUUUGGAAAAUGUGGUUUAUGGCUGUCUCCAAGAAGUGCAGUGGACGCUGGCAAUGGAGGCGGAAAUGCGCCAACACACUUGGGUUUGCAAGACAUGCGAAGCAGAAUUGGAAUUGGAUACCAUUGAGAAGUUGCUGCACAAAACAACUUGUUGUGCACCGAGUACAUCUAUAACAACAAAAAGCGAACAACACGUUUCACCAACACGGCCUAGCACAUCGGGUUCAGGUGGCAAAGGUGGCGCAUACAUCUGCGAGUUUUGUCAAAAGGAGUUGCGCAAUUUGAGUAAAAUUGAUAUUUUAAAACACAAAAAAUAUUGUAACAAAUAACAAAAUUAAUAAAUAAAAAUAAAAAAAAAAAUU